Molecule: messenger RNA, 2610 nt
Organism: Schistocerca piceifrons (Central American locust)
Lineage: Eukaryota; Metazoa; Arthropoda; Insecta; Orthoptera; Acrididae
Gene: CngB
Product: cyclic nucleotide-gated cation channel beta-1
Exons: 15
Coding region: 58-2316 (752 amino acids)
Biological process (GO): monoatomic cation transmembrane transport
Cellular component (GO): plasma membrane; intracellular cyclic nucleotide activated cation channel complex
Molecular function (GO): cGMP binding; intracellularly cAMP-activated cation channel activity; intracellularly cGMP-activated cation channel activity
Source: RefSeq, a predicted model, not a curated record
AUGCAGCCGGCUGCAAGUAAGCUGUCAAGCGGCGUUUGAACGCCGCGACUGCGAGAAAUGGACAGAAUCGCAGCGCUCAAGAAGCGUAUGGUAUACCCUGAGCGCCUGGCAUUGGACAGUCUGAAAGCAUCAAUGCUCUGCAGCGAAGGGUCCUGGGCAAACGCUGACAGCCUGGAGAAAGGCACGGACAAUCCGGCGCAUCAGAUAUCAGAGCUGGAGCUGAGCUGCUCACAGCCCGGUCUGCGCGUCAGCAGCUCUGCAGACAGUCUGAGCGCGUGCGCCCGCCAGCCCCUCGCCCACCACGGCCUCCCGCUACAGUCCUGCGCCAACACCUGUCGCAGCAGCACUGAGCUCAACGCCAUCCUCCAGCGUGAUGGGCAGAUGGUCAUCCAGCGGCGGCUGCGUGAGCUGGUGAGGGCGUUCGCGGAGCGCGCGCUGCGCGUGCGGCGGCGCCUCGAGCUGCCGCCCACGCCCUCCACCGACAGCAGCGGACAAGCUGAUAGCAAUGGUAUUUCUUCCCCACCACUGUAUGAAUGUGUUGAGACUGUCAACAGUGAGGAGCAGGAACAAUUACCAUGCACAUUCAGCCUCAGCUGCAAGUCUUUUUUGAAGAUUUUUGAUUGUUUCAAAUGUAAUACAGUCCUUGAUCCACAAGGGAUAUGCUACGUGCUUUGGUUGCUUCUUGUUACUGUGUGCUACUCUUACAACUGCUGGGUGAUCCCACUCAGAAGCACAUUUCCAUAUCAAACAGAAGAAAACACACCAGUGUGGUUAGCACUGGAUUACUCUGCUGAUGCUGUCUAUUUGAUGGACAUUCUAUUUUUUAAACCGAGGCUGACCUACCUUAGUGAUGGAUUUUGGGUGAAAGACACGAAACUUACUCGUCAAAGAUACUUCAGAAAGUGGCAGUUCAAGAUGGACUUGCUGUCGCUUUUACCUCUAGACUUGUUCUAUCUGAUGUUUGGACCCCAGCAAUUACUGUUUAGACUCCCAAGACUGCUGAAGGUACAGACAUUUUGGGAGUUCUAUGACCGUGUGGACAACAUCCUCAAGUCACCGUACAUAGUGCGAAUGGCGAGAACUCUCUCCUACAUGCUCUUCCUAAUUCAUGUUAAUGCCUGUGCAUAUUAUGCAUUUUCACUCUGGGAAGGCCUUGGAUCUAACAAAUGGGUGUUUAAUGGCCAAGGAAAUGCAUAUAUACGAUGCUUUUACUUUGCUACAAAGACAGCAACAUCAAUUGGGAAAAAUCCAAAACCAGAAAAUGAACAGGAAUAUUUAUUUAUGACAGGUAGCUGGCUAAUGGGUGUUUUUGUUUUUGCACUCCUAAUUGGCCAAAUGCGAGACAUUGUGGCUACAGCAACAAAAACCCAGACAGAGUAUCAGAUGCUCUUGGAUGAGACUCUGAAGUACAUGCGAAGAUUUAACCUUCCUCAUAAACUCCAAGAAAGAGUAAAACUCUGGUUCACCUAUACCUGGGAACAGCAACAUACAAUUGAUGAAAGCAGAAUUCUAGAUGCACUACCUCAAAAACUGAAAACAGAUGUUGCUAUCAAUGUACACAUUCAAACUCUGAGCAAAGUUCAAUUGUUUCAAGAUUGUGAUGAAGCAUUGCUUCGUGAUCUGGUCCUCAAACUGCGGCCAGUUAUUUACCUUCCCGGAGACUACAUCUGUCGCAAGGGAGAAGUUGGAAAAGAGAUGUAUAUUAUAAAAUCAGGCCAAAUUCAGGUGAUGGGUGGUAAGAAUAAUGAUGAGGUGCUGGCAACACUUACUGAAGGGUGUGUUUUUGGUGAGAUCAGUCUUCUUUCUUUGGCAGAAGGAAACAGGAGAACUGCUACUGUGAAGUCUAAAGGGUUUUCAAAUAUUUUUGUUCUGAAUAAGUCAGAUUUGAAUGAAGCCAUUGUUCAUUAUCCAGAAGCUCAAGAGAUUCUAAGGAAGAAGGCAAACUCAUUAAUGAGACAAAAUGCUCUGAGGGAGAAGUUGGCAAAGGAAAAACAGUUGUCCAGUGAUGUGAUUAUUGGCAAUUUGCAGUCACAAGAAACACCAAAGCUUGUUCAUACAGUUAUACAGGUGAUGGGUCAUCUUGAUAUAUCAACUAGUCUCAUUGGUCGCAGCCCGAAACAGAGUAAAGAGGAAUCACAAGAGGCAGUAGUGACAGACAAGCAGCAGUGCAAGAACAGCAACAGUGAGCAGGAACAACAGCCACUGGGGUGCAGUUGCAGUGCAGGCAGUGAGAAUGCUGGAGGCUGUAACAGUGUGAGUCCAGCCGACAAGACCUUUGAAUGUAGAGUGACUGUACACAGAGAGAUGAGUCAGUAGUCCUAGGAGGUGAAAUGCAUUUAGUACUAUACAGUCACUUGGUGACCUCAACCUACGUCAUCACUACCAGCAGCAUCCUUUUUUAUUCAUUGCCCAUAAAAUGCUCUAAAAGAAGAUAUUGAGCAUACAGCGCAUAUUUGGGAAAUGGCUACUCUGUUCCUUUUGCAUUGAAUUUACUGUAUACAAAAUUCUAUUAUUAUUGUUUUGCAAAUAAUAGUAUCUCUUUUAGAAGGGACUUUCAACCACAAUUUUUCCUGUCAUAUGUCUGGCAUAGCUUUCCUAUUCUGUAAGACA